GUCAUGACCAUUUUCCUGCUGACCAGUCACUCCUUCACUGAGGGACCUCUGACCUUUUUGGUUUCUGGACGUAUCAAUGCAGGGAUGAGAUAAUAAAGUCAACCAGCCUGUGCAUGCUGCUACAACAACACCUGUGGCUCUUGUAAACCCACCCCGACCCCCUAACUCCUCCCCAAACUAAGUUCAUUUCAACAGUCAAAACAUGACCACUCCGGCUCUCCUGCCGCUGUCGGGCCGCAGGAUACCCACUCUGUCGCCGGGUGCCUCCUCUUUCCCGCACCACAGGGCUACGUUGAGGCUCUCUGAGAAGUUCAUCCUCCUCCUCAUUCUCAGUGCCUUCAUCACCUUAUGCUUCGGGGCCUUCUUUUUCCUUCCGGACAAUUCCAAGCACAAGCGCUUUGACCUGGGCUUGGAAGAUGUGCUCAUUCCUCAUAUUGACUCGCCUAAAGAGGGGAAACACGCUUCUGGACAGGUGAUCAUACAUGGACAAGGAGGACAUGAUGAGCACAGACACCGGGAGGAGGAGGAGAGCCUGCGGGACAAGAUUCGGGCAGACCAUGAGCGAGCGCUGCAGGAGGCAAAGGAGAAGCUGAGAAAGUCACGUGAGGAGCUGCAGGCUGAGAUUCAGACAGAGAAGAAUAAAGUCAUGGAGGACCUGAAAAAGAAGGAUGCAGGGCCUAAACCCUUGCCACCAGUCCCCAUGCCCAAAGUGGUUGGUGUCAGUGAUGGUGAGCCACCAGAGCCUGACGUAAAAGAGAAACGCGACAAGAUCAGAGAGAUGAUGAAGCAUGCAUGGGACAGCUACAGACAGUACGGCUGGGGUCACAAUGAGCUGAAGCCCCUUGCCAAGAAAGGACAUUCCACAAAUAUCUUUGGCAAUUCCCAACUAGGGGCGACCAUUGUGGAUGCCUUAGACACCCUCUACAUCAUGGGUCUACACGAGGAGUUCAAGGACGGCCAGGAGUGGAUCGAACAGAAUCUGGACUUUGGCGUGAAUGCUGAGGUGUCUGUGUUUGAGGUCAACAUUCGUUUCAUAGGAGGACUGCUGGCCGCCUACUACCUCUCUGGACAGGAAGUAUUCAAGCUGAAGGCGGUCCAGCUAGCCGAGAAGCUACUUCCUGCCUUUAACACCCCCACAGGAAUCCCUUGGGCCAUGGUCAACCUUAAGAGUGGUGUUGGUCGUAACUGGGGUUGGGCGUCGGCGGGCAGCAGCAUCCUGGCUGAGUUUGGGACUCUCCACAUGGAGUUUGUUCACGUCACCUACCUGACAGGGAACCCUGCAUACUACCAGAAGGUGAUGCACAUCCGGAAGCUACUAGCCAAAAUGGACAGACCCAACGGGCUCUACCCAAACUACCUGAAUCCUCGCACUGGCCGCUGGGGCCAACAUCACACCUCAGUUGGAGGAUUAGGGGAUAGUUUCUACGAGUACCUGCUGAAGGCAUGGCUCAUGUCAGACAAGACUGAUACAGAAGCUCGCAAGACAUAUGAUGACGCCAUUGAGGCCAUCGAACGCCACCUGAUACGUAAAUCCAACGGCGGUCUGACAUUCAUUGGUGAGUGGAAGAAUGGCCACCUGGAGAGGAAGAUGGGCCACCUGGCCUGCUUCGCUGGCGGCAUGUUUGCGUUGGGCGCUGAUGGCUCACCUGACGACAAGGCCGGACACUAUCUGCAGCUGGGAGCUGAGAUCGCACACACCUGCCACGAGUCCUACGACAGGACGGUGUUGAAGCUCGGCCCGGAGGCCUUUAAGUUCGACAGCGGCCUGGAGGCGGUGGCUGUACGGCAGAAUGAGAAGUACUACAUCCUGCGACCGGAGGUCAUCGAGACCUACUGGUACAUGUGGAGGUUCACCCACGAUCCCAAAUAUCGGCAGUGGGGCUGGGAGGCAGCACAGGCCAUUGAUAAGUACUGCAGGGUGAGCGGAGGUUUCUCGGGGGUGAAGGACGUCUACUCCUCCAACCCGACCUACGACGACGUGCAGCAGAGCUUCUUCCUGGCCGAGACGCUCAAGUAUCUGUACCUGUUGUUCUCCAGCGACGACCUGAUGCCGUUGGAGAGUUGGGUCUUUAACACGGAGGCUCACCCACUUCCUGUCCUCCACCUGGGCAACAUCACCCUGCCUGGCAGCGAGCCGGCUCAGCGGUAGACAGACAAAGCCCUCUUCCUUCACUGCAGCACCAGGGGGCGCCACCUGUCUGCCCGCCUGCCUGCCUGCCCGCCCACCAUCACUGGACAAACUUACAUUCAGCUCUACAGACUUUCAACUGCUUUUGGACUGCAGACAUCAACCAGAGGACACGAGGAGAGAGCCUCCCGCACAGACCACUACAGCGUGGGGAGGACUCAGUCUCCCUCUCUUCUUCUACGUUUUACUCUUUGACUCUGUGUUAUUCUCUCUGUCUUCUCUGCUUAAAUCAGAAAGAUGGUGGGUUUGCUGCUCAGCCUCACGACUGGCUUGAAUCGACUCUUUUCUCUGAAGAACCGAGCUCCAAAAACGGAGGCUUGAUUUCGCUUUUCUUUUUUUUUUUUUUUGUUAUUAUUAUUUUUAGUGUUAAUUUGAGAUUUGACCAAACUGUCCUCCCAUACAGACUCAAGCUGAGGCUCUGAGCAUGCAUAUGGGAUUUUGUGAAGGAUCACACAGCCUGUUUGACACUAAACUGAUGAACGUGUCACUUUUCCAGGCAGACAAACUUGAGGACUUUACAGGGUCUGUUGAUAAGGUGUGUUUUGUUUUUUUUUGUUUGUUUAUUUGGACAAAUUGUUAAUGGGGACACAGGGUUGAAUCAAAGCUCUUCGCUUCUCUCUGACCCAACCCCUCCCCACUCCACUUCCUGUUUAAUCUCCAUCAGACGAACUUUGACCUGGAACUGUCGCAUCAUCAAUGCGAGGGCCGGUUGUGGCAACAGUUCCCCACCUCCUCCCUCUAAUCCUCCUUUUUCAGAAAAGUGGACCAUUGUGAGUGGAACAGUAACUACAGGCGGACAGCAGCAGGCCUCCCCAUCUUCACCACUCCCCACCUCCACAUCUUUCCAGUUUCUCUCUCCAGUUAGAGACGUCACAGGGCCACUACUUUCCCCCCUAAAACAUUCUGCUGCUACUCGUUUGGAUGCUGCUUUUUUUAUCUCGAACCUUUUAUUCUGAUCACACCAUUACAUCACAGCGUUUCUCUCCAGCUUCAUCAACCCUUCUUUUUCCACCUUUUCACAAAUCACUCCAAAUCAUGUUCAUAUCAUACAUUUUGAGAUGAGGCUAGAACCCAACCAUGCUUAUGUAUGAGAGUGUGUGUGUGUGGCGGUUAAAAUACCUCUGCAGUAAAUCACUUAUUUGGGCGCUUUGAAGAGGAGAUAGCGCUGAAAGAGCUAAAUAAAUGAGAACCCUCCUACUGAGCUCCCAUGCCACAUUUUCUCAGUUCAGCCCCAUAUCACCAGUUGGACCACCUAACCUGCAAAUUGCAUGUUCUCAAAAGUUCUCCAUCAUUUGUCUUUACCACUUUUUUCCCCCCACAAUCCCACUGUCUUAUUUUCUUAAUUUUUUCAUACCUUCUCCUCUCUCCUCCAUUUUUACUGCUACCUCUCCGGUCCAUAAUAAAAAAGUCCAAAAACCUGGA
This is a messenger RNA of Micropterus salmoides (largemouth bass), 3610 nucleotides long. RefSeq names its product mannosidase, alpha, class 1A, member 2 (gene man1a2). Gene Ontology annotation, biological process: N-glycan processing; carbohydrate metabolic process. NCBI's taxonomy places the organism in Eukaryota, Metazoa, Chordata, Actinopteri, Centrarchiformes, Centrarchidae. Gene Ontology annotation, molecular function: mannosyl-oligosaccharide 1,2-alpha-mannosidase activity; calcium ion binding. The transcript is spliced from 13 exons. The coding region runs from base 203 to 2149 and encodes 648 amino acids. Gene Ontology annotation, cellular component: Golgi membrane; extracellular exosome; endoplasmic reticulum. The record is from RefSeq and is a predicted model, not a curated record.